AUGGAAAAGCUGCUUCUCAUUCUAGUGCUUUCCAUCCAACCCUAUAAUUUUGGGGGUGAUGUCUUGCCUCCGUUACAUGCAAAUCACAUGAUUCGUGCCAGAAGCCCUCUUCCUAUUGGACAAAGAGUGGACGGGUUUCUACGUGUGGACAAAUCUUCCAGAUUUUACUUUGUCACAAAUGGAAGUCAUGAUAUACUAACACUCCGAGUAACCCCCUGUGAAUCCCCACUCAUCUGGACCUUAUCCAGCGUACAUGACAAGAAGGCUCAUGGGGCAGGAGAAAUUAAUAUUGGACACCUCAAGCCUUUUGACCAACGUCUGCACACCAGGACACUGUUUUCCUUUCAAGGUAAUGGAGAAGAGACCUUCACUACAGGUGUGACCUCAGACAGUUUGUUUCUUCUUGAUAUCGCAUCUCUGGAGUCAGAUACCAGCUUCCAAGUCUUUGUCUGGGACCACAAAAGUCAAGGUAACCUAUGGCCCCAACUUCCAAAUGAUUCUCAGCUGGAGAUUACUUCUGUAGAAGAGGAUAGAAUAAAGCUGUCAUGGAAACCUAGUCUGGGAGACAUUAAGAAGAUCAAUUAUUGUGUAUUUGUAAAUAAGCAACACAAUGUCAAAACCUUAUGUGCUACCAUGUCUAACACAAAUAAAAGGUUCAGUAAUCAAUUGAAUGAAAAUGACGGCAAAUCAAGUAGGUCUUUGGAGAUAGCUAUGAAGACAUCUAAAACAUAUUCUAACAAACUCAAAGAAGAUGUUAUGGAGCAAAACGUCAACGCUGACUUUUUUUCUAGCAAGAAUUUUGUGGGAGCUCAAAAGAUAUGUGUUGGGCACUGGACAAAUGCCACCAUUUCUAGGCUGAAGUCCAAAACCCUUUAUUACUUUGAUGUUUUUGCUGUGAACUCUCAUACAGGCACAAGUUUAGCAUAUACAGGGACUUUUGCAGAAACCAAAAACAAGCACAGGUCACAGUUAGCAACUCUUCAUAAUGAUGAGAUGGUGAACAUUUUCCUCAAAAGCAAAGUUCUAAGAAUGAUGACUGUUGACCUUCCAGACCAUGGUUCCAAAUGGCUCUUCAUCCAUUCAUGUCUCCAUAAGGUUCAUCUCAAGAUCUCAGUAAAUGGAAAGGUCAUUGUAUCCCAAAACAUCCACAGAGCUCAUAACUUCAAGCUUUCUGGCACACCAAAAGCCAACUGCAUUAUUACAUUAAAAUCUAGUAAGGGUGGUCCAGGUCUGGUGAAGAUCUUUUCAACUACUGCCCAUCACAACUUGCCCUUCCCCAACCUUUUUUCGAACAUCAGUUUUUCUGUUUCUAAAUCAACUUGCUCGUCAGCUACCGUGAGAUGGACUGGAAGUGGACAUGGGACCGAAUACUGCAUUUAUGCCAGGCACCUAGAGCAGAACUUGGAUCUAAAGUUGAUUCACAGGCAUCAAAACAGCUGCCUCAGCACAAAGACCCGCUCCAAAGCUGAAAAAGUGUUUUGCAAUCAUGCAGGACCCCAUACCUCAAUAGAGGAAGAAAUCACAGACCUUAAGCCUGGGAAAACAUAUCUAUUGGAUCUGUAUCUCAUAGGUCUUCACAACAGUACCAUCAAGUUCCCAAGCCGUGUUGUAAGAACUCAGGGUUUGUGCACCUGAGCACACCACCUACUAAAGCUUGAGAUUUCCAUCUGUGGCACUAAUAAGAACUUAGCUCAUUGCAUGUAAAAUGCUUAUUCGCUUCUAAAGAGCCGAAUGCAGACCCAUGUAUAACUAUAUAUGCUGAAAUACUAUACUUUUAUAGACAACUAUCAACACCACGAACAGAUGUCCAUAAACAAAUAAACUGAAGUUAAAUCCAUCAUGAAGGGGAAUUCGGACAUGAGCAGGCCCUGAUUGGUUGAAAGGACAAAAAGGCCCGGGCCUAGGGCUGCAGAAUUUUAGGAGCGGCAUGCCACCCAGCCACAUCCCACUGGGUUCAGAAGCACUGGGGACAUGCAGGUGAUUUGCUAGCUCUCUAAACCUCUCAAACACCAAUCCCAAUGCUCCAAACACCCAAUGAGAUAAGACUUUCAUAUGUCGGGAGAGGCAGGAUAGGGGAAUAAAUAAAUACAGCCCUGGACAUGGGUUUGAGGCUGAGGCAAACAAAUAAUCUGGCUACAGAGUUUGAGUUAUGCCAAAUGGAGGUGGAUUAACAUGUCAGUGUAACUUGGUGUAAAAAAUUUUCCCAGGCUCAUAAAUGCAUCAUGCUUAAUUCUGUUUGCAAUCUA
Xenopus laevis (African clawed frog) is the source of this 2246-nucleotide messenger RNA. RefSeq names its product neuron-derived neurotrophic factor like 1, gene 1 S homeolog (gene ndnfl1.S). The transcript has 3 exons. Gene Ontology annotation, molecular function: heparin binding. Lineage: Eukaryota; Metazoa; Chordata; Amphibia; Anura; Pipidae. Gene Ontology annotation, cellular component: extracellular region. Bases 1 to 1635 code for a protein of 544 amino acids. The record is from RefSeq and is a predicted model, not a curated record. Gene Ontology annotation, biological process: extracellular matrix organization.